GAUCACCGUUCCACGGAAAGAGCCGAAGAUGUCGGUUCGGUCAUGUGAUCAGCUGUGUCCAAUCACAGCUGAUCACAUAGCACUGAUGAUCAGUGUGCCCUGAUGAUCUGUGUAGCCCCAGCAGCGCCAACUGUCAGUGCCAGCUCUCAGUGCUCAUUCAUGCCACCUGUCAGUGCCCAUCAGUGCCACAUCAAUGCCACAUAUCAGUGGCAAUAUGAGCUGCCUUUUAGUGUCACCCAUCAGUGCCAGUCAGUGCCACCUAUCAAUGCCAGUCAGUGCCACCUAUCAGUGCCAGUCAGUGCUGCCUAUUAGUGUGCAUCAGUGCCACCUAUCAGUGCCAGUCAGUGCCACCUAA
Staurois parvus is the source of this 355-nucleotide messenger RNA. The record is from the annotation of a GenBank genome assembly. NCBI's taxonomy places the organism in Eukaryota, Metazoa, Chordata, Amphibia, Anura, Ranidae.